ACACAUUCAAAGCAAGCCGACAUGUUUAGGUGUGGGAUCAAGUUGCCGCUGGUUUUAUUGUUUAUAUGGAUUAAUUACAGAUUCCGUGGAGGGGUUUCUUUUUUAAAAUACCAGAGGUUCUGUGCGUCAUUUCGUUUCUGCUCAAUCAGCUGGCUGGCUGGCUGAGGGUGUUCCACUUUUAUCAGCUCUCCCUUGGUUGGUUAACAAAACUUUGCUGCUGGUGGGCUAGGGGAGCAUUUUUUGUAAACUCCGGCAAGCUUUUUAACUCAGAAAUAGCUUUCAGCAAAAGCUGAGGAAGAACAACUUCAGGUUAUAAAUAAAACCGUCAGCGAAGUUUUAAAAACCAGGAACAUUUGACUUCAGUCUUUAAAAUAAGUUUUUAACUGAAGAGCCCGAAGGAAGUAUUUCAACCUGUGCUGUUGUGUUCUUGAGACUGAGCCAGCCCAGAGGCAGCACACCGUUUUCAAACCGGGGGUCAUGCUCGGAACACGCAAGACCUGGGACCUUGGCCACGCCCCCAACCUACAGGAUCUCUGGAAGAAGGACAGCUCAUUGGACAGAAGCGCUGUGGAUUUCCUGAUGGGUGACGGCGAGGAGCAGAGCAGCACCUACAUCCCCCUGCAGUCCUCUCUGUUCCAGAGCAGAACGAUGACCAUGGAUCACCAAGAGCCCAACAACGAGCAGGACCAGCAGCUCGUCAUACAGGCCCUGCAGGAGAAGGUGUGUCAGUUCCAGGCUCGGCUCCGAAGCGAGGAGGCCAGUCGUAAGCUGCAGGUCCAGCUGAUACAGAAAGCCCACGAGCAGAACGUCCACGAAAAGCUGGCCCUCAUCAAGAGCCUGCAGGAGGUGGUGUGUGAGCAGGAGAGCGAGCUCCGCAAGGGGAAUGGCACUGCGGGGAGGCGGUCCAGCCUGGGCUCCCGGCCCGCUCCCUCAGUCCAACGGUUGGUGGAGACUCUGACCUCAACCCAGGAGGAGAAGAAUCGGCUGCAGGAGGACCUGCUGUCCACCCAGGAGAGGCUGUGCAGCCGGGAGAGUGAGCAGCAGGCCCUGAUCUGCAGACUGCAGGACCAGGUUGAAGACCUGAAGGAGAAGCUGUUGGACCAGGCAGGGGAGGUGAAUCGACUCCGCUCAGAGCUGGGAGCGACAGACUUGGAGAAGCAUUUAGAAAUCCUGGAAUCGGAGAACGAACAGCUGAAACAGGAGCUGAGCGCCAGCCAGUCCUCUCUGCAGGAGCUCCAGGGAGCUCGCUCGGGCUGUGUGGACUGCCAGCACAACCAGGACCUGCGCGCGGGCCUGGCCCAACUGGAGGCGGAGGUCAGGCAGAAAGAACGCAGGCUGGCUGAGCUGCAGCAGAGCCUGGAGAGGAAGGCCAACCAGGUCUCUGAGCUCAACAGGCAGCUGGAGGACUCCCAGCAGGAGAGGGAAGACCUAGAGGAUAGGCUGAGGGACUGCCAGCAAGCCCUGGCCAAGCAGGCCACCCAGGUCCCACAGGUCAAGUAUGUCACCAAGACGGUGGAGGUGGAGUCGAGCCGGUCCAAGCAGGCUCUGUCGGAGGCUCUGUCCCGGAACCAGUAUCUGCAGGAGCAGGUGGGAAUGCAGAGGCAGCUCCUGAGAGAGCUGGAACAGCAGCUGCAGGACUCACAGAACACCGCAACGCAGCUCCGUAAGCAGCAAUGCGCUGACAGGAGCCGUCUUUGUCGGCUGCUCUCUAGAGCGGUGGGGAGUCGCAGUGGCACGUUGGUUCGUAGGUUGUCAAAGAUCAUGCUGUACGAGAGCGAGAUUGAGCGGACUCAGGGCGAGCUGGUGGAUGAGAUGCAGUGCUUAGAGGAAGAGAAGAACCGGGUCAUCGAGGAGGCCUUCGUGCGAGCCGAGAGUGAGAUGAAGGCAGUCCACCAGAACCUAGCCGGGGUGAGGAUGAACCUCCUGACUCUGCAGCCUGCCCUGCGGACUCUGACCUGCGAUUAUAACUGCCUCAAGAGACAGGUGCAGGACUUCCCCUUCCUCCUGGAGAAAGCCAUCGGCGAAGCCAAGCAGGAGAUCUGCCAGGUCAUCGGGGAGGUCAGCACCACCAACCAGGACCUCCUGUCCAAGUACAAGCGGGAGAUGAUGCUGAGGAAGAAGUGUCACAACGAGCUGGUGAAGCUGAAAGGAAACAUCCGUGUUUUCUGUAGAGUCCGUCCUUUAGCCAAGGAGGAUGGCGAUGGGCCUGACUCCAAGAACGUGGUAACCUUUGACCCUGAAGACGAUGCUCUAAUGAACAUAUGGCACAAGGGGAAGCCGAUAGCAUUUGAGCUGGAUAAAGUCUUCCCUCCACAAGCGACGCAGGGAGACGUUUUCCAAGAAGUCCAAUCCUUAAUCACUUCCUGCAUUGACGGCUACAAUGUCUGUAUAUUCGCCUAUGGACAGACUGGCUCAGGGAAGACGUACACCAUGGAGGGCAUCCCGCAGGAUCCAGGGAUUAACCAACGGGCGCUGCGGCUGCUGUUCUCGGAGGUGGAGGAGAAGGUGUCAGACUGGGAGUUCACCAUCACUGUCAGCAUGGUGGAGAUCUACAACGAGACACUGAGGAAUUUGCUGGGAGACAACCCCAAUGAAAAGCUGGAUAUUAAAAUGUGUCCUGAUGGGAGCGGACAGCUCUAUGUUCCAGGACUCACAGAGUUCAAGGUUGAAAGUGUGGAUGAUAUCAACAGGGUGUUUGAGCUGGGUCACAUGAACCGGGCCACAGCCUGCACCAACCUGAACGAUCACAGCUCCCGCUCCCAUGGGCUGCUCAUCGUCACGGUCAGUGGGAUCAACUGCACCACCGGCGGCCGCAGCACAGGCAAGCUGAACCUGGUGGACCUGGCGGGUUCGGAGCGCAUUGCAAAGUCCGGCGCGGAGGGCAGUCGGCUCAGGGAGGCGCAGUGCAUCAACAAGUCUCUAGCAGCGCUGGCAGACGUCAUCCACGCCUUGCGCUCCAAACACGGGCACAUCCCCUUCCGCAACUCCAAACUGACGUACCUGCUGCAGGACUCGCUGAGCGGAGACAGCAAGACGCUCAUGAUGGUCCAGGUCUCUCCAGUCGAUAAGAAUGUGAGCGAGUCGGUUUGCUCCCUGAAAUUCGCCCAGAGGGUUCGCUCAGUGGAGCUGGGGCCGGCCACACGCAAAGCAGAAUACCAGUCCUCCACUUCCUCCUCUCCCACCCCCACUCAGGAUAACCUGGAGGUGGAUUCUCCACCAGCAACCCCAAUGCCCACUGUGUCGACACGCGGGGCUGUUACUGCCUCUGGACGGACAGGGGGCAGCACCAGGAGGAAACUCCCUCCCUCAGGAAGAGUAAAACUUAUAGCCUGACGUGGAAAGGGACCUGCAAUCCUGAUAUUUUUGUAUUUUUAUAUUCUUUGGUCCCUGGAUCUUCUGCCAAUACCUGUUUAUCCACUGGACUGUGCACUGAUCAGCUGAAGUAGAGGACUCUGUGUGCAAUUUCAGCAUGGCUGUUUCCUUCUCAUUGUUGAUUCUUGCGCAGAACUGAGAUCUCCUGUCUUAUCUUCAGCCUUUGCCAAUAAGCUGAACUGCUGCCUUUUUUAUCUGAGGUUUUUGACAUUUGGAAGCUUGGAAAGGG
This is a messenger RNA of Acipenser ruthenus (sterlet), 3601 nucleotides long. RefSeq names its product kinesin-like protein KIFC3. Bases 478 to 3333 code for a protein of 951 amino acids. Gene Ontology annotation, biological process: microtubule-based movement. The record is from RefSeq and is a predicted model, not a curated record. The transcript is spliced from 22 exons. Gene Ontology annotation, molecular function: ATP binding; microtubule binding; microtubule motor activity. Lineage: Eukaryota; Metazoa; Chordata; Actinopteri; Acipenseriformes; Acipenseridae.